This is a messenger RNA of Lotus japonicus, 915 nucleotides long. Its product is annotated as casparian strip membrane protein 4-like. The coding region runs from base 79 to 660 and encodes 193 amino acids. The record is from RefSeq and is a predicted model, not a curated record. The transcript has 3 exons. Lineage: Eukaryota; Viridiplantae; Streptophyta; Magnoliopsida; Fabales; Fabaceae.
UUUUCAUACAUAUAUGCAGUUUCAAAUAUAUUUUCAAUACAAUAGAAAGCUUCUUCUCUCAAGUUUCUAAAGCUAAAAAUGUCGACCACCAUUGAUGUUCCAGAAUCAAGUAAAGCUGCUAAAGCUGUUUCAGUUGCAACCCCAAUAAGGCCAGGAGGAUGGAAGAAAGGGAUAGCCAUAGUGGACUUUGUUCUAAGGUUAGGUGCAAUAGCUGCAGCUCUAGGUGCUGCUACCACAAUGGCAACAGCCGAUCAGACCCUCCCCUUCUUCACUCAGUUCUUUCAGUUCGAAGCUAGUUAUGAUAGCUUUACUACCUUCCAGUUUUUCGUGAUUACAAUGGCAUUGGUGGGUGGCUACCUAGUCCUUUCCCUGCCUUUGUCUAUAGUAACCAUCAUCCGUCCUUAUGCUGUUGGACCAAGGCUUUUCCUCAUCAUCCUAGACACUGUGUUUCUGACUUUGGCAACUGCUAGUGCUGCUUCUGCUGCUGCGGUGGUUUACGUGGCUCACAACGGCAAUCAAGACUCCAACUGGCUUGCCAUCUGCAAUCAGUUUGGAGAUUUCUGUGCGCAAACCAGUGGAGCUGUCGUGUCAUCACUCGUUGCGGUGGUUGUCCUCGUCUUGUUGAUUGUUAUGUCUGCUUUGGCUCUUGGAAAACAUUAAUUAGGAUCUUUUGAUCGAUUCAAUCAUAUGCAGGGGCUUAAGUUGCCUGUAUUUUAUGUUGUUAUGUUUGGUUUUGUUUGUUGGGGUGUUCCACAAGUUUUCUCAGGUGCAUUAAUUUUCUUUUUUUAUCUUGUUGGGUUACCGGUGGGCAAAGUGUCCCAACGUUGAUUUCCUUUUAUGAAUUACUGAAAUGUAAAUUAAAUUGGUUGCUCGCACUAAUUUUGAAAUCACUAAAGACAUUUAAGAUUUCCUCUC